CAAUUCUUCUAUAAGAAAAGAAGCUGAUGCAAUAGGAGAUGAUGAUAACAACAACAAUGACUAUGGUCAAUACAAAAACAACCUCAUCCCCAACCUGGAAACUCUAUGAAAAUCCCUUUUACACUUCUCCUCAAAUCCACAAUAACAACAAUCAACAAAACAAACAACAAGAAGAACAACAAGAUCACAACAAGCAACUACAUCUUCUUCAUCUACCUGUUUCCACUCGGAAGAUCACUGCAUCUUUCUGGGAUCUUACGUUCAUCAAGCCGUUUAUGGAUUCAGAACUCGACACGGCUAAAGCGCAGAUCAUGGAGCUCAAAGCGCAGCUAGAGUAUGAGCGAAAAGCGCGUAAAAAGAUGGAGUUUUUGAACAAGAAGCUAGCAAAAGAGGUGUGUGGAGAGAAGAAAGAAAGAGAAGCAAUGGAGAAAGUAUGUGAAGAACUCGCGGGUGAGUUAGCUUCAAGUAAAUCAGAAAUAAGUAGGUUGAAGAUGGAAAUGGAAGAAGAGAGAAAGAUGUUACGUGUGGCUGAAGUUUUGAGAGAAGAAAGGGUGCAAAUGAAGCUUAGUGAAGCUAAGUUCAUUUUAGAAGAAAAGAUUUCAGAAUUGGAGAUCAGGAAAAUGACCCACAAGAAUAAUGAUCAAGAACAAGAAGAGCCCGAAAACCGCAAUGUUAUAUCUGGGAAUUCGAUGAAGUUACAAGGUAGAAAGGUGUCGUUAGAGCCCGAAAACCCUCACAUAAAGCGUGGGAUUCGCGGGUUCGUGGAGUUUCCGCGAGUCGUUAGAGCGAUCGGGUCGAGAAGCAGGCAUUUGGGUACGAAACUAGAGUGUCAAAAGGCUCAACUCAUGAUAUUAUUGAAACAGAAGACACAAAUCCAGUCUAAUAAUCUUAUUAUGAGUUAAGUUGGUGAUGAUCAUUUACAUACUUAUUGUAACUUUUUUUUUACAACUACAUAUUGAUGUGGCUUGUGGUGAUUAAGUAAUAAUCUUGAGGUUUAGUA
This is a messenger RNA of Helianthus annuus (common sunflower), 1000 nucleotides long. RefSeq names its product protein BRANCHLESS TRICHOME. The transcript has a single exon. The record is from RefSeq and is a predicted model, not a curated record. Bases 39 to 902 code for a protein of 287 amino acids. Lineage: Eukaryota; Viridiplantae; Streptophyta; Magnoliopsida; Asterales; Asteraceae.